Messenger RNA from Micropterus salmoides (largemouth bass), 951 nucleotides. Its product is annotated as protein-glutamine gamma-glutamyltransferase 2-like. Bases 109 to 936 code for a protein of 275 amino acids. The transcript has 5 exons. Gene Ontology annotation, molecular function: protein-glutamine gamma-glutamyltransferase activity. Gene Ontology annotation, biological process: peptide cross-linking. NCBI's taxonomy places the organism in Eukaryota, Metazoa, Chordata, Actinopteri, Centrarchiformes, Centrarchidae. The record is from RefSeq and is a predicted model, not a curated record.
AAAUCUUUCACAAUAGCUUAAAAGGUCAUGGCCAAAUUUAACAAGAAAGAUGAAGGAGUGUUGUAAAUCUACUUGCCCUCCCUCAGUAAAAACAGGAGUACUGGUUAAAUGACAAAUGGGUGUGUCAAGAUCAGGUUUCGUGCUACAAAUAUCCUUCCUGGACUGGACUGUGGCACUGCAGACUUAUUAAACUAUAAGAAGAAAUUGAGGGACAGCAGCUUCACAGCAAACAUGAGUAAAGUCUUGGUCAUUGAGCGCUGUGAUCUGGACAUUAAGAGGAACAGCCGCAGUCAUCAUACAGAGCUGUGUGCACAGGAGCGCUUGAUUGUCAGAAGGGGACAGCCCUUUAACAUCAUGUUACAUCUGAAAUCUGGCAGCAAAGAGUUCAAACCGGGUGAAACAAGCUUCACGUUCAUCGCUGAAACUGGUCCAUUACCCAGAGAAGAAUCAGACACUAAGGUUUCCUUUGGUCUACGUGACUCCACAGUUGACACUGAGUGGAGUGCGUCUGCCACUAAUGAUCCUUCUGGAAACACAGUAUCUGUAUCUAUCAGUUCCUCACCCAAUGCCCCCAUAGGGGUCUAUUCUCUGACUCUGGACCAGGAGGGGCAGAAGACCAGUUUAGGACAGUUCAUCCUGCUUUUUAAUGCUUGGUGUCCAAGAGAUGCUGUUUACAUGCGCAGUGAGACAAAGCGCCAGGAGUAUGUUUUAGCACAACAUGGGCAGAUCUACAAAGGAACAUAUAAACGAAUCAAAGGGAUACCCUGGAACUAUGGACAGUUUGAACCAGGAGUAUUGGAUAUCUGUCUGAAGAUCCUCGAUACAAACCCCAGAUUUGUGUGUGAUGCUGACAAGGACUGCUCUGCAAGGAGAAAUCCCAUCUAUGUGACCAGGGUGCUCAGUGCAAUGGUAGGUCCACCCUUUGGUAAGAGCUGAGACCAUUUGAAUGCA